This is a messenger RNA of Aspergillus nidulans FGSC A4, 468 nucleotides long. RefSeq lists its product as uncharacterized. The coding region runs from base 1 to 468 and encodes 155 amino acids. The record is from RefSeq and is a predicted model, not a curated record. The transcript is spliced from 2 exons. NCBI's taxonomy places the organism in Eukaryota, Fungi, Ascomycota, Eurotiomycetes, Eurotiales, Aspergillaceae.
AUGGAGCGAUUAUCGAUCAAUGACCCUCCUGGUACUGGACCGCAUGGAAACCUGCCUCAGGGGAUUCCUCCACAAGGAAACCUAGGACCAAUGACACACGGACCGCCGCAAUUACCACCCCAGAUGUUCACAACCGCGGCGCAGUUAUUAGACCUGACGGAUAAUAUCCCGCGCGGAGUAUUCCUGGUUCGAGGAGAGAACGUGCUGUUGUUGGGUGAGAUUGUACGAUCAUCCUGGCCUCAAUAUACUGGCACCAUAAUCAAGAUGCUGACCUGUGGGUUUUCGUAUCUACAGGAUCUAGACAAGGAAGACGACAUCCCACCGAAUCUCAUAAAGGCGACGUUCAAGGAAGUCUUCGAGUUGAAGAAGAAGGAAGAUAACGAACGAAAGUCUCACGACAAGAAGCGAAAUAACAAGCUACAAGAGCUCGGCUUCGAAGCUGAACAUAGCGGGGAGAUCCUCUUCUAA